AUGAGCCAGGGCCAGCCUCGGAGGCCCAAGGGCGGGGAGGCCAUGCAGGCCGACCGGCCAAUCAAGUACGGCGACGUGUUCGACGUCUCCGGGGAGCUGGCGGCGCAGCCCGUGGCGCCGAGGGACGCGGCGAUGCUGCAGUCCACCGAGAACGAGGACGCGAGGAGCAAGCUGCCGGCGGACAAGGGGGCGACGAGGGAGGACGCGGAGAGGGUGGUGUCGGCGGAGAUGCGGAACAAGCUGGACCUGACGACCACGCCGGGCGGCGUGGCGGAGGCGGUGACCACGGCGGCGCGGCUCAACCAGGAGCGCCCGUAG
This is a messenger RNA of Triticum turgidum subsp. durum (durum wheat), 318 nucleotides long. NCBI's taxonomy places the organism in Eukaryota, Viridiplantae, Streptophyta, Magnoliopsida, Poales, Poaceae. The record is from the annotation of a GenBank genome assembly.